AAGCAGCGCCCUCGACGAGCAUUGGGGACCAUCAGCGAGAUUCGGGCCUCGACCUAGGCUGCAGUUUUCAGCGUCGAUCGAGCGUCGACCAUCCGAGUCUAGCCUUGUUCAGGAGGCAGCUCGCCGCGCGGUCUCUGGAGAAGAUAUGUACAAGUGGGCAAGAUUUGGCGCCUGCGUCCCGCCACCCGUCCUCCUCGCGCCACCGCCGGCGUAUGCCAGCUGCUUCUGUCCGCAACCCAACCGCAACCUGUGUCUCGACACGGCUCUCGCCUCAGCGCAGAGCUUGCUUCCUGCGUACGUGCCACGGACGACAAGCUCCUCAAACUCGGCUUCUCGCACGCCAAUACCACCCCCGCGGAUGCUUGCGAAUGAUCCCGCUACCAGCCAAGGUCGCGGCAUCACCGGGACUCUACUUACGGCGUGGCGGAGGAGGGAUGUCCGCUCGACGUCAAUACGACUCUGAAAGGCACACCGGGCCUUACAGGCGGGUCGCGAUCGAGUGGCUGAGCCUUGCAGGUCGCCGAAGGUCGUGCAGAGUGCCCUCCGUACCAGCGACUAGCUCG
This is a messenger RNA of Fomitopsis serialis, 563 nucleotides long. RefSeq lists its product as uncharacterized. NCBI's taxonomy places the organism in Eukaryota, Fungi, Basidiomycota, Agaricomycetes, Polyporales, Fomitopsidaceae. The record is from RefSeq and is a predicted model, not a curated record. The coding region runs from base 146 to 463 and encodes 105 amino acids. The transcript is spliced from 2 exons.